Molecule: messenger RNA, 1840 nt
Organism: Ricinus communis (castor bean)
Lineage: Eukaryota; Viridiplantae; Streptophyta; Magnoliopsida; Malpighiales; Euphorbiaceae
Product: iron-sulfur cluster co-chaperone protein HscB homolog
Exons: 7
Coding region: 59-877 (272 amino acids)
Biological process (GO): [2Fe-2S] cluster assembly; protein complex oligomerization
Molecular function (GO): protein-folding chaperone binding; ATPase activator activity
Source: RefSeq, a predicted model, not a curated record
UAGUUUAAAUCAUCGAAAUGAACUCUUUACCAUCACACUUUGUCCAGCUAACAGAAAAAUGUUGAGAAAAAAGCAACUAUGGGCACCGCUUUCCACAAAUUUUGGGCGGAGAGCUUUCCCUUCAACUUCACGCCGUUUUACGCUCGACCCUUCCCUCUCCACUCCACCAAUCUACUCAUCUUCCUCUAACGUUGCACCUUCUAGGUUCCCCUUUACCACUACUAACCACUAUCAUCUCUUUCUCGACAAUCAUCUCAAAUAUUUCUGGAAUAGUUUCUGCUCCGCAACUUCCGGUGCAGCUACUUGCUGGAACUGCAAUGCCCAUCAGCCUCAACAGUCUCUGUUUCUUGUUUGCCAGUCCUGCCGUACUAUCCAGCCUGUUGAUCAGUCUAUCAAUUACUUCGAGAUUUUUGGACUGGAGAAGACGUAUGAAAUAAAGGAUGAGAAUUUGGACAGGAAAUAUAAAGAUUGGCAGAAGCAAUUGCAUCCUGAUUUAGUUCAUUCUAAAUCUCAGAAAGAGAGAGAGUUUGCUGCAGAACAGUCUGCUCGGGUGACUGAUGCUUAUAGAACGCUUAGCGAUCCUCGGUUAAGGGCAAUUUACAUUCUAAACCUUGAAGGAGUAGAUGUUAAUGAAGAAGAAACAAUUUCAGAAACACAGUUGCUAGCUGAGAUUAUGGAAAUUAGGGAAGCUGUUGAAGAGGCACCUGACUCAAAGGCAUUAACUGGGAUUCAAUCUCUGAUCAAAGAAAAUUUGCUGCAGUGGUCUAAUUCCUUUGGAAAUGCUUUUCAAAGCCGGAAAUUUGAAGAUGCUAUAGCUUGUAUUCGUCGAAUGACUUACUAUGAUCGAGUAAAUGAAGAAAUUGUGAAGAGGCUAUAGGAAGGUUCUUUAUUCUCUGAUGCUCAUUUUGGCAAUUGGGCAAGUGAUUCUAGAUUGUUCACAGACAUCAAUUUCAGAUCUAUAUAUAGGCGUUAUAUGCCCCAUUUUUAGGGCACAAGAAAAAAGGUAGUUCUAUGAAUAAGAUUACCCAGUUACUAAAGAUUCUUUACAUAUGACCAGAUUUGUCAAAUGUACUAUUUCAUCUAAAUUAGCUACCCUUUCUUUUUGAUCUUUUUGUAUCCUAAUUCUCACUUUAUACAAAGUCAUGGAUGGGAGUUUAGAAAUGCGGCUUUUUUUUUCCUUAAAUUUUUUCCCAGUGGGGAGUAAUAGUCCUCUUCUCAGUUUUAAGUUACAAAAGACUGCUGAACCGUAGCUGCUACUGGGCAUAAAUAUAUAGAUUUCAUUUGAGGAUUUCAUUAUGGUUUACUUUUAAAAACCAAGUUACUAUUUUUUCUUACAAUAAUAUUAUUGUUGGUUUGUCCAUAAUCUUAUGAGGAAUUCCUUUAGGAUUUUCUGUCAACUUUUUAUAGAUACACCAAUAUUGUUGGGAAUUUUAUUUGCCGUGUCCCACCACUUAAUAUCAUCAUCAUGAGUAUUUCUGAGCAACAUCCUCUGCAUCAGGUGAAAACUGUGGAACUAGUGAUGCCACUGUGCAUUGUUAUAUUAUAGUGGUGCCAAUAUGCAAUUGGUUUUGAACAUUGUCUGCUUGUUUUCUAUUGCUUUUUUAGGCCGAAGUUGUUAACCUCUUCUGAUACUGUUUGCUAUAGAAUUAACCCCAUGGCGUAAGCACCUUUCUGAGACUGCUUGCUACAGGAUGAAGACAGAAAACAUUUGGAUACUUCUCUAACACAGUUGGUAGAUUUCUUUCUUGUAAUAUUUUAGUUCAGAGAUCAUAUGACUGGUGUUAAAUGUUGAUGAAUGAUAACAUUACUAUAUGUUCAAAUAAAUUAUGCCUUGCGUUCA